Messenger RNA from Lampris incognitus (smalleye Pacific opah), 2218 nucleotides. It is a transcript of the gene arf1, whose product is annotated as ADP-ribosylation factor 1. Gene Ontology annotation, biological process: vesicle-mediated transport; intracellular protein transport. The coding region runs from base 134 to 676 and encodes 180 amino acids. The transcript is spliced from 5 exons. The record is from RefSeq and is a predicted model, not a curated record. Gene Ontology annotation, cellular component: cytoplasm; plasma membrane. Gene Ontology annotation, molecular function: GTPase activity; GTP binding. NCBI's taxonomy places the organism in Eukaryota, Metazoa, Chordata, Actinopteri, Lampriformes, Lampridae.
UUUCCCGAGGAAGGAAACGCCCCGAAGAGGAGCAUAACAACAGAGAGUAAAAGCCCUUUUAAACUAGCCGCUGUCCUCAUUUCCCCCAACACACGUUUCCAUUCCAAGUUCGUUUUAACCAGCACUUACCACAAUGGGGAAUGCAUUUUUUGGGCUCUUUAAAUCCUUCUUGAAGAAGGAGAUGAGGAUCCUCAUGGUGGGCCUGGAUGCUGCUGGAAAAACAACUAUUUUGUACAAGCUCAAACUUGGAGAAAUUGUGACAACGAUUCCCACAAUAGGUUUUAAUGUUGAGACGGUAGAGUACAAGAACAUUAGCUUCACAGUGUGGGAUGUUGGUGGGCAAGACAAGAUCCGACCGUUGUGGCGUCAUUACUUCCAAAACACACAGGGUCUCAUCUUUGUCGUAGACAGCAAUGACAAGGAACGAAUAAGUGAGGCUCGCGAGGAACUCAUGAGAAUGUUGGCAGAGGACGAGCUUCGUGAUGCAGUAUUGUUAGUUUUCGCUAACAAACAGGAUCUUCCAAAUGCAAUGAAUGCAGCAGAAAUAACAGACAAGCUUGGCCUUCACUCUCUCCGCAAUAGAAACUGGUACAUCCAAGCAGCCUGUGCUACCAGUGGUGAUGGUCUCUAUGAAGGACUGAAUUGGUUGUCCAAUCAGCUCAAGAACCAGAAAUAGUAACCUGCUAUCAUCAACUAAUAUACUCUACUGACACUUUACCCUUGAUUUCUACUUUUCUGGAGUUGCAAAGUGAGCUACUUUAUCAAAAGAAGUACUGGAAGGUGCCUUCAUCUCUAACUGCAGCACAUACAGGAGAGGGGGAAUAAUCUAUUCUUGUAAAACUGUUGUCUUAUUUAAUGUAAAUACAUUUGGUUAUAAGAAAUCUUAUUGCAUACUUACUAAACAUCUGGUUCAAAGAAAGUUGAAUCACUUUGUCUGGAUAAACAUGUCCAGAUGAACUGAUUCAACUUUCUUUGAUUUUCUUACCUGGACUGAGCAUGCAUAAAGAUAUUUAAACAUCUGGUUAUUUUCUUGGCAUUUGGGCAUCCGUACUUAUUGGCAAAGGGAGGCAAAGGAUACAGAUGUAUUGACUAACACAGGUUCUGUCACCUCAUUGCAAUCUAAUAAAUUACCUGCUUGUAUAUAAACAUUUAACAUGUACUGUAAGGAAUGUUUCAUUAGGGAGCAUAAUUAUCUAUAAAUGGAUUAGAAACUGCACUGCUUACAGCUUCUUCAAAGGUCACCAGUAUCCAGCCUCUGAAUUUAACAAACACUGGCAUUAACUAGUUGUUACUUGUACUGUGAGAUUACUCACUCAGUCAAGAACUUCUCUGAACACUUAAACAGCAUUAUUUUGUAUGUCAAUUGUUAGCUGGAAUUGAUACGGCAUUAAAAUGCUGUCAUGAUCUCUCAUCUGCUUUACGCAGAGAGGCUAACUAUUCAGUUAGCAUUUAACAGUUGUAGACUGUCUCAGGUAAUCAUCCUCUGCCUUUGUGGUAUACCCAGAUCAGCAAAAUUGCAUGCUGUGGAGUUUUAACGCUUACCAGAUAUGCAAAUGAUUGUCUACAUGGGACUAGUUAAAUGAUUGUUUACAUAAUUAGGCUGUAUGAGAACUAUUACUCCUUAGGUGGAGUGUUUAACGGCCAUGUACUGUAACCUAAUGUGUACUGGACGAUGCAAUAGUAACCAAAUGCAGCUGCGCACUACAAAGUCCCUCAUGUCCCUGCAAUAGGCUCCGUCAAAAAAGACCAGCAUUUUUAUUCAAGAACUGAUUUACAUAAAUUUGGGAGGAGACAUUUUGAUGGCAAUACAAAAUCAGUUUGAGUUAAAUGUGUUAAGUGUACUUCUAUGUAUUUGUUUGCUGCACGUGCUGUCCUUGGGGAAAACAAGAAGCCAUACUUAAGCCUUCUCAUAGAAAACAUGUUGCCUCCAAUGUUCAUACUUAUAAAAAGGUGUGUGUGUGUGUUACUUAACUAAUGAUUUUGAAUUGUAUUAGUUGUGCAGAUUGGUAAAUGCCUAAGUAUUUGUUGAAAACUGAUCUUUUAGCAAAUUGUCAGUUUCUUUUAAAUGUUAAGGUUAGUUUAGCUUUUGUGAGAAGCAGCACUGUAAUUAAAGCAACUGAAUGAAAUGGACCUGCCUUUUAACUUGUAUUCAUUGCUUCACUGUAUGAAAAUAAAUUAAUUUCUGAAUGUUAUGUUGACAAAAUGUUGGUUGUCCCUU